Zonotrichia leucophrys gambelii is the source of this 4902-nucleotide messenger RNA. RefSeq names its product dachshund family transcription factor 1 (gene DACH1). The transcript is spliced from 12 exons. Gene Ontology annotation, cellular component: transcription regulator complex; nucleus. Gene Ontology annotation, biological process: regulation of transcription by RNA polymerase II. The coding region runs from base 75 to 2081 and encodes 668 amino acids. The record is from RefSeq and is a predicted model, not a curated record. Gene Ontology annotation, molecular function: RNA polymerase II cis-regulatory region sequence-specific DNA binding; DNA-binding transcription factor activity, RNA polymerase II-specific. Lineage: Eukaryota; Metazoa; Chordata; Aves; Passeriformes; Passerellidae.
UUUUCCCCUUUCCCCUGCGUGUGUGUGUGGGAACUUUCCCCCCUCCCCCUGCCCCCUCCGCCGUAUAUGUGACCAUGGCCGUACCGGCUGCUUUGAUCCCUCCGACCCAGCUGGUCCCCCCUCAGCCUCCGGUCUCAACUUCUGCCGCCUGCACCACCACCACCACCACCUCGUCGUCGGCCACCUCGUCGUCGGCCACCUCCUCUCCGUCUCCGUCCAUCGCUCCCCCGCCGGCCGCUUCGGGGACAAACCUAUUCCGGCCGGAGCCCAUCGCAGCAGCGGCGGCGGCAGCGGCGGCCACAGUCACCUCCACCACCAGCGGCGGCGGCGGUAACGGCAGCGGCGGCGGCAGCGGCGGCGGCAGCCCCAGCCUGGGCACCGGUGGCGGCGGCGGCGGCAGCAGCAGCAGCGGCGGCGGCAGCGGCGGCACCUCCACUCCCAAUGCCAGCGCGGCCAGCGCGGCCGGCAGCCUGCCCGGCAAGCCCGUGUACUCGACCCCGUCCCCGGUGGAGAACACCCCCCAGAAUAACGAGUGCAAGAUGGUGGAUCUGAGGGGGGCCAAAGUGGCCUCCUUCACCGUGGAAGGCUGCGAACUCAUCUGCCUGCCCCAGGCUUUCGACCUCUUCCUGAAGCACUUGGUGGGGGGCUUGCACACGGUCUACACCAAGCUGAAGCGGCUCGAGAUCACGCCCGUGGUCUGCAACGUGGAGCAGGUCCGCAUCCUGAGGGGGCUGGGGGCCAUCCAGCCCGGGGUCAACCGCUGCAAGCUCAUCUCCAGGAAGGAUUUCGAGACCCUCUACAACGACUGCACCAACGCCAGUUCUAGACCUGGAAGGCCUCCUAAGAGGACUCAAAGUGUCACCUCCCCAGAGAAUUCUCAUAUCAUGCCACAUUCUGUCCCGGGCCUAAUGUCUCCUGGAAUCAUCCCGCCAACAGGUCUGACAGCAGCAGCUGCAGCAGCAGCAGCUGCCACCAAUGCUGCCAUAGCAGAAGCAAUGAAAGUGAAAAAAAUCAAAUUGGAAGCUAUGUCCAACUAUCAUGCAAAUAAUAACCAGCAUGGAGCAGACUCUGAAAAUGGAGAUCUGAAUUCAAGCGUUGGGUUGGAACUUCCUUUUAUGAUGAUGCCCCACCCGCUGAUUCCCGUGAGCCUACCUCCAGCCUCUGUCACGAUGGCAAUGAGCCAGAUGAACCACCUCAGCACCAUCGCCAACAUGGCGGCAGCAGCACAAGUGCAGAGCCCUCCCUCCCGAGUGGAGACAUCUGUUAUCAAGGAACGUGUUCCAGACAGCCCUUCUCCUGCUCCUUCUCUUGAAGAGGGCCGAAGACCUGGCAGCCACCCAUCCUCUCAUCGGAGCAGCAGCGUGUCCAGCUCUCCCGCACGGACCGAGAGCUCUUCAGACAGAAUCCCAGCUGUCCAUCAGAACGGGCUCUCUAUGAACCAAAUGCUGAUGGGUUUGUCACCUAAUGUCCUGCCUGGACCUAAGGAGGGGGAUCUGGCUGGUCAUGAUGUGGGACAUGAGACAAAAAGAAUGCACAUUGAGAAAGAUGAGACCCCGCUCUCCACACCAACCGCAAGAGACAGCCUUGACAAACUUUCUCUAACUGGGCAUGGGCAACCACUACCUCCGGGUUUUCCAUCUCCUUUUCUAUUCCCUGAUGGAUUGUCCUCCAUAGAGACCCUUCUGACUAACAUCCAGGGUCUGCUAAAGGUUGCUAUAGACAAUGCCAGAGCUCAAGAGAAACAGGUCCAACUGGAGAAAACAGAGCUGAAGAUGGAACUCUUCAGGGAACGAGAACUGAGGGAAACACUUGAAAAACAGUUGGCUGUGGAGCAAAAGAACAGAGCAAUAAUUCAGAAAAGGCUAAAGAAGGAAAAGAAGGCAAAGAGGAAAUUGCAGGAAGCACUUGAAUUUGAGACUAAACGACGAGAGCAAGCAGAGCAAACACUGAAACAGGCAGCUUCAACAGAUAGUCUCAGGGUCCUAAAUGACUCUCUGACCCCAGAGAUAGAAGCUGACCGCAGCGGGGGCAGAACAGAUGCUGAAAGGACAAUACAAGGUUCACUAGAUGCCUAUGCCUAGCUCCCAAUCCGGUUUCCCAAGACCCCCUCAUCCCACACAAAAAGAUGGAAGACUUUAUUUGAAAACUACUGUCAUGUAUUGAAUUUUUCCUGCUGAAAAUACGUGUGCUACGGUAAAGAACAUUGCAGUAAGACAUUGGCUCAUAAGGAGUUCUGUGGAAACAAAACGUUUUCAGACCAACUUCCUCAACUUCAUUUAUCAAUGUUCUUCAAAAAUGUAAAGAAUUCUGCAAGAGUGUCCUCCUUUGGUUAUCUCCUGUGGCUCAACCUGGAGAUCUAGAGAAUGUUUGUAAAUGUGCAGUAGCACUGUUCUCACAGCAAAAAUCUGCAUCUCUGCGCCGGACUAUUGUAUCCAAAAUUACAGGCGGUCAGAACAAGGCUGAGUAUUCCCUUUUUCAAGGAAUGCAGACUUUCUCCUCCUCUGAUGAUUCUAUAUUUGAGCACAUCCAAUGAUCCUUCCAGCGGUGUCCAAGUACACUUGCAGACUGUUAUACCAUACCGAAACCAGCAAGACAGCUCAGAAAUGAACUCGUAGAGGGCAUAAGAGGAUUCUUAUUUAAAAAAAAAGGUAAAAAAAAAAAAGGUAAAAGAAGAAAAAAUUGAUACAUUCAGUUUUCAAACAAUGAUCGUGGGUUUUUCUUCUAAAGACAUUUUUUCCACAUGCUUUCCAAGAGACCAACACAUAUAUGUUAGACUACAUUAAGUGAAAUGGAAUUUUGUGUAAGUGAAAAGAAAUGCUGAAUGUAAACAAACUGUUUUACCAUUCACAAAGUCUCUUUUCCUAAAAUAAAAUUUAAAAAAAAAUAAAAAGAAUAAUAAUUUCUCAUUGUAAACUGGCAGGGGUUUAUGAAAUAAAAGACUUUGCUUCUUAUCAAAAUGUUGGUCACAUGUACAGUAUAUAACACAAAUCACACAAGGAAGGUAUUAUGUAUGCAGUAGAAAUCUAGAGUUUAGGAAAUGAAACUUUUAGAUAAUAUUGUUUUGUCACCCUGUUGGUCAGAAAGACACCUUUCUAGUUUUAACGCAUGCAGGCAUGUAAAUAUUUGUCCUGGAGUCACAGUAUUACUGAAUGAGAUCUUAAGCAUCUGGUAACAAGUCAGAAUUCUGUAUCAGCCACUUUUAUUUGUAUAUUGAGCCCUGGUUAGUGCCCUGACUAGUGCACUUCUAAGAAUGGACUGUGGCUGAGCAGCAAGUCAAAAUGCCAGAAAUAUUUUUAUAUGUUAAUGUCAUAUUACGUCAAUGUUGCUAAAAAAAGAAAACCUAACAAACACUUGAUGUAUCAGUCCGAUUCCACGUAGAACUGAGUGAUACAGUUGAAGUCUAUUGUCCCUCCCACCUUGUCUUAGGGAUGGAUGGUUAUGUGUUACUUUCACUGUCUUUAUGAAAGCUACAAUAUGUGUUUUCACCUUUGUGCUGAUAACUGGAAGUAAGCUGCAAAACACUGCUUAUUACAUUACUAAAAAUUAUGUUCUUUGCUUUGCAUACUUUUGGGUUACCCCUUUAAAGACUGAUUUUGUGAAUCAGUGCUAUUACUGUAAGUUUUGUGAUUAUGCUUUCUUCAUCUAAUGUUUUAUGCAUAUAAAAUAUUAUUUAUUACAUGGAAACAUAUCAAAACCUUAAAUGUCUAAGAUGCCUAACUUAAAGCAAAUAUUUCUUUAAAAGUAGUUCUGAUUGGAUAUUAAUAUUAUUUUGUCAAAAAAAAAAUCUAAUGUUUUGUAAUCUCUAGCACUGAGCUUCUAUAGUUUGUAGGUCUUCCUCGCAAUACUGGUACACAUUUAUUUUGUGCAGUUCAUAUUUACUCCACCACAAUCCUUUUUUAACAAUAGAGAUAUGUAUAUACAAGUUCACAUCACAGUAAUUUUUUUAAAGAAAUAUUGAGCAAUAUUUUUCAUUAAAUAUUGUUGUCUAAUACUUUGUAGUGAUGUUAUUUUCUAACCAUGAUUCCUUCAUGAUUGUCAUAGUUGCUUAAACACACAUGGGAUUCUGUACUCCAGUUUUUUCAUAUGCAGUCUUUAAAGGGUUAACAGCUGUAAAGUUAGAUGGACUUGUGGCAAGCUUUUGAAUCAUUCAUAUCUGAAAGAGAAUUAAAAGCCUACAACUGAAAUAUGUACUAGCAUUUACCAUUGCUCUGCUCCUUGCAUAGAGUCACCUGUAAGUAGGUUUAGUAGUUUUACAGUAUAUUCUUUCAAGACCUUUGGGAACGCCUCAGUGUUUGGCUUGGUACAUAAACAGAAGUGUUAAGGAUUAAAGGGGAACCAAUUUAUGAGCUGGAUGUUUAGAAAGAAUCUUGCUAAAAACAGUGUAAAUAUUACAGACCAUGAGAUGUUAACGUAAGUUGAAGUUUUUUGCCCCUCUUUAGUUUUACAGGUUUUGGGUUGGUAUUUUGGUUUUGGGUUUUGAUUUGGAUUUUGUUUUUUUUUUUUUUGCAUAGAUUAUGAAGAAAAGUUGUCCUCAUGUUAUUGUUUAUAUGCUUUUGUAAUCUUAAAGAUAUUAAUGUCUAGUUGUUCUAUAUUAUAACCAUAUUUGCGCUCUAUGCAAGCCCUUGGAACAGAACAUACUCAUCUUCAUGUAGGACCUAUGAAAAUUGUCUAUUUUUAUCUAUAUAUUUAAAGUUUUCUAAAAAUGAAAAAAGGUUAUUACGAAUUUUGUUGUACAAAAUCUGUACAAAAAUCUGUUUUUACAUCAUAAUGCAAGAAUUGGAAAUUUUUCUAUGGUAGCCUAGUUAUUUGAGCCUGGUUUCAAUGUGAGAACCACGUUUACUGUUAUUGUAUUUAAUUUUCUUUUCUUUUCAACAAUCUGCUAAUAAAACUGUCUGAAAUCUC